Alternaria burnsii is the source of this 1818-nucleotide messenger RNA. RefSeq lists its product as uncharacterized. The record is from RefSeq and is a predicted model, not a curated record. The coding region runs from base 1 to 1818 and encodes 605 amino acids. NCBI's taxonomy places the organism in Eukaryota, Fungi, Ascomycota, Dothideomycetes, Pleosporales, Pleosporaceae. The transcript has a single exon.
AUGAUGGCGGAGUACCAACACCGUCCAUUGGACAUUACUACAGACCAGAUUCGUCUUGUUCAGCUGUUACCUGGAGACGAUGAACCUUUGCACGUAAAGAUCAUUAUCUGCCCCAUAACAGAAAAAGCUUUCACUGCGCUCUCUUACACAUGGGGUUCGCCUGACCCGAGUCACGCCAUCGAAUGCGAAGGCGAAACCAUCCGUAUCAUGCCAAACUUGCAUCGUUUCCUGCAGCUGCUACGCCGAUCUGGACACCUUGAACCUUUAUGGUUCGACUAUCUCUGCGUCGAUCAGAGAAAUCUCGAAGAGAGGACUCAUUUCGUGUCGAUUAUGGCUACUAUCUAUCACGCGGCACAGCAAACACUUUGUUGGAUUGGGGAUGAAAAUGUCACUCCUUUGCAAGAUCUCAUAUCGAAAACACACGAAAUGGUAGAUUACAAAGGAGCAAUGAUCCAAUGCCUUUCGGAGGUUGAUAUCCUCCACUCAAGGUACAGAAUCGUGGAACGCGACCUGGAAGUUUGCGGGAAAGAAGUCAAAAUGCUCGAUAGCAGCAUCUGGCACAAUCUAAACGCAUUUUUGAAUCACGGUUACUUCGAUAGGUUCGUCAAGUUCUGUUCCCAAUUCUCCGCCGAUUUGCUAAGUUCUAGGCUUUGGAUAAUACAAGACAUUGUGUGCUCCCGGAAUCCUGCCAUAUUCGGCUUGGAAGUGGACAUACCUUGGAGUGAGCUGGCAAAGAGUUUGCUCGCCCUGCUACUUCUCAGUACCAAGUCACAACCGCGGUCUCCAGCGGCCAUGUUCGUGGUCCUUUGUGAAGCUAUGCGAUGUGGGUACUCUGAAGUAGAAGGCAAGCGCAUGGAGUUGGUAGACCUACUCUUAGCACUACGGACCAGACCAUGUCGUUGCUCCGAUUCCAGAGACUACGUAUAUUCAGCUUACUCAAUCGCCACUGUCACAUCUCCAGGUCAAUCACCUGGAAUCGACUAUAGAAUGACGCCUGAAGCAGUCUUCUCUCGAGCUUCCCAGCACUUGAAUCAUCUCUCCAGCCAGCCGUUGAGUCUUUCUCUGACUGACAAUAUCCAUUCGCGUCUGCCAUCCUGGAGUACGAACUGGGAAGCUAGGACGGAACGUUUCCUAUUGAAUCACCCCGCUAGUAAUUUCUCAGCAUCCAGGCGACCGAACGCCGGCGAUUCUUCUGUGGAACCUGUGGUAUCGGCUGGCAAGAUGAGAGCCCAGCGAAUGCGAUGCAAUGGUUUCAUAGUGGACGCUAUUCGACGCACGAGCGAUUAUCUCCCCCCACGGCAUCACUGCGACCACUAUGACGUGAACGAUCACUGCUUCUUCUUUGCCAAUUGGUACGAGUUUGCGACAGAUAAUUUGAACCUUCCCGAAAACGAUGUGUUGCUCUAUUAUGCCGACACCAUCCAAGCCAGAGGUUGUGGGCACGUAUGGGAAAAUGCCGAGAUCACGCCUCAAGACCGCAUGCAAAAAGCACGGGCAUUCCUUGAUUUCCUCUCCAGUGAGGAUGCCGACGAAUCUGAUCUAACAAAUUCGGUUAGGCUGUUUCACGCUGCCUGCUUUCCGUCUCAUGACAGAAGGUUUGCGAUCACCAGAAAAGAUCGCUUUUGCCUUGUGCCCAAAAAUACCCAAAGUGGCGACCUCGUUUGCAUCCCUCACAACAGUAGAGUGCCCUACAUAUUUCGACCACGCACAGAGGGUGGCGGUUUCAUAAACAUCGGGGAGACAUAUGUUCAUGGGAUGAUGCAAGGGCAAUCGAGCGAACCGAAGGAUUGGGAAGAGAAGGAGUUUUCUUUGUACUGA